AGUGUGCUCGAUGAGGUAACUACAAACAUGGCAGCGCUUUUUGCAAUACGGUGCUUAUUUAGAAGCUAUUCUCGGGUCAGAAAUGUCGAUCAAAACACACGAGUACUUGUCAGAUGUAGCWGAAGGAUGCUGUGCAGUGCACCGUCUGACAGCAGUUCUCCAGAUGCCCAUGUGAAGCCCCAGUUUCUGGAUGCAGAGGUGCAGGACAUCCUAACCAGAAUCACAGGCUUGAACCUGGAGAAGGUGUUCAGACCCAUCAAACAGGAGCUGAAGCKCCCCAAGUACAAACUUAUGACAGAUGCACAGUUGAAGGAGGCGACCCAGAGUGCCAGGGAGCAGGCCCAGAGGCUGCUGAAGAUGCCUCCAGUGCUGCCGGAGAGGAAGCCCAUCAUCGAUGUACUGUCUGAGGACAAGAUCCUGGAGGGCAUGGACACAGCCGAAUACGUCUUCACUGACAUCACCUUCAACAUACCACACAGGGAGCGGUUCAUAGUGAUCCGGGAAUCCACCAGGACACUGAAGAAGGCAUCGUGGGAGGACAGAGAGAGGAUCCUGCAAGUCUACUUCCCUAAAGAGGGCCGCAGGCUCACAGCACCCCGUCUUCAAGGAGAACCUGAAGGUGCAUGCAGCCACCUUGAGGAUCUUGAGAAGAUGGGYAAGUKUGAUCUMCUGCAUUCAACCAGACACAUUGGAGGCCUGGUCUGGUACCUGGUCAAUGCCAGGAGGGUGGAUGGACUCAUCAUAGACAUGCUGCAGAAAGACCUAUGGCAGGAUGCAGUGAGUCUGGUGGGUCUGUUCAACAAGGUCCAUCCACACAGUGAGACAGCCCAGGAGGCCUCCAGCCAACAGGCCUCUGGACUGGACCUGCUCAAGAUCUACGCUAAGCGGGAGUCCCAGAGGGCAGGAUACGUAGAGCUGGCCCUGCAGGCCUACGAGCAGACUUCCGCAGAGAGCUCCUUCUGACCGUCAUGCAUCACCACACCUAACCACUGGAGAGCUCUGUCACAUCACAGCAUAGCUCCAU
Salvelinus sp. IW2-2015 is the source of this 1024-nucleotide messenger RNA. NCBI's taxonomy places the organism in Eukaryota, Metazoa, Chordata, Actinopteri, Salmoniformes, Salmonidae. The record is from RefSeq and is a predicted model, not a curated record.